GGAAUAUGCACUGUAGGUAUGUGGGUAGAUGGAGGUGCUUGCUUUACAGGUACGGUACGUAAAGUAGAACGGAUGCGCACCUUCAGAUUGCGAUUGCAAGACAAUUUGAUAAUAACACCAGACCUUAAAGGACAUGGUGAGCUCAAUCAAAUCGAACAUGACUUUCAAGCUGACUUUCGGGACAUUGGUGCUCAUCGCCCUGUUGAUCCAAGCCACAGAUUCGAUUCGUUGUUACGAAUGCCGAUCGGAUGUUCAUCGCAGUUGUGGAGAUCCGUUUUUCGCUAGUCGAGUUCCGGCCGUUGAAUGUUCCCAUCAUUCAACACAACCGACAUUGAUGUGCUUCAAAGCUACACAAUUUACUGGUGGAACCUAUACAACGGUUCGAGGCUGUGCCCCCUUCAAUACCGAAACAUUUGGGCCUGGAUUCCAACGAGGCAUGGCCGGCACAUUUUGGCGAGGCCAAAGCUCGUUUUCCCUUUGCGAUUAUGACAAUUGCAACUCGGCGGCAGGGCUAAGGCCAUUCUUGUUAACCUUUGUACUCUGUGUCAUGUUAAUGAGAGCCCUCUCAUAGUAAAAUCUUUUGACGAACUGAUGACUGAUUGAAAACUGGUAAUAAAUAGUCAGCGUUAUGAAAUAACAAAGUAA
This is a messenger RNA of Tigriopus californicus, 645 nucleotides long. RefSeq lists its product as uncharacterized. The transcript is spliced from 3 exons. Bases 134 to 571 code for a protein of 145 amino acids. Gene Ontology annotation, biological process: positive regulation of voltage-gated potassium channel activity; sleep; regulation of synaptic transmission, cholinergic. The record is from RefSeq and is a predicted model, not a curated record. NCBI's taxonomy places the organism in Eukaryota, Metazoa, Arthropoda, Copepoda, Harpacticoida, Harpacticidae.